Messenger RNA from Wyeomyia smithii (pitcher-plant mosquito), 640 nucleotides. RefSeq names its product ejaculatory bulb-specific protein 3-like. Lineage: Eukaryota; Metazoa; Arthropoda; Insecta; Diptera; Culicidae. The coding region runs from base 145 to 525 and encodes 126 amino acids. The record is from RefSeq and is a predicted model, not a curated record. The transcript has 2 exons.
GCGUUUUGGUGCUCGAUCUAAUCACGUUGGAAGUGCAUUUCAGGAUCUAGUAUAAAUAAGCAGUGGAGUGAAGCUUUUCGUUACAGUCCAAUAACCACCUUUCGAAAAGUUACAUCCAAAGAGUCCUCGUCAACAGAAAAUAAAAUGAAGCUACUGUUCGUUAUUGCCAUGGCCAUAGUGGUUGUCGUUGCCCAGGACUCCACGUACACCACCAAGUACGACAACAUUGAUAUAGAAGAAAUUCUCAACACAGAUCGCCUCUUCACCGGUUACUACAAAUGUCUCAUGGAUAUGGGACCUUGCACGGCGGAAGGAAACGAGCUGAAGAAACAUCUACCAGAUGCGCUAGAGACUGGCUGUAGCAAGUGUACUGACAAGCAGCGAGAAUUUGCUGUGAAGGCGAUCAACUUCCUCAUCGAGAAACGUCCGGACGAGUGGACAGCGCUGAAGGCAAAGUACGAUCCCGAAAAUAAGCUGUCCGAAAAGUUGCGUGACAUCGCACUUGCUGCCGGUAUCAAGCUGUAAGAAGGCGGAAAACGACGUUGAUGUACACUGUCCUACCAAUGAUGUGCCCUAUUGCUCAGAUGAUUUUAUUUUAUAAAUUUAUGUGAUUAGAAUGAAUAUACUAUGUACCUACCUG